AUGUUUUCAAUUUUAUUAAUAAGUUAUUUAAUAUUAAUUACAAAUAAUUUAUCAAUUGAUAUAAUUGAAAAUGAUUUAAAUAAUUCAAUUGAAAAAAUUCUUCUUAUUAAUGAAAAUUUAUAUAUUGGUACAAAAAAUUUUUUACAUCGUUUAUCAUCAUUAACAUUAAAUAAAACAUUAUUAUCAUUAAAACUUAUUUCAAAUAUUGAUAAUCUAUCAUGUACUCAAUGUAAUAUAAAUAAUCAUAUUAAAAUAUUAUUAUCAAUUCAUAAUAAAAAUAUACUUUUAUGUGGAACAAUAUAUCAAGGUACAUGUCAAAUAUUUGAUCAAAAUUUAAAUAUUAUUAUUAAUUCAUCAUUACCAAUUGUUGCUAAUGAUCCAAUAAAUAGUACUAUUGCAUUAAUAAUACCGGAAAAAAAUUUAAUUUAUUUUGGUGUUACAUAUACAAAUGAAGGUACAUAUCGUUGGCAAAUACCAAAUAUAUCAGGACGAUCAUUAAAUAUAUCACGUUUUAUGAAUAUUUUAUCAACAAAUGAUAAUGAAAAAAUUUCAAAAGAUGAUUUAUCAUUACGUUUUAUGUCAAGACAACAAACAAGAUUUAUUAUUCAAUAUAUAUAUUCAUUUUAUACAAAUAAUUAUAUUUAUUUUAUAACAAAUCAACCAAAUGAUAUUGAACAAAAUUAUUUUCUUACUAAAAUAAUACGUUUUUGUCGUGAUAAUUCAUAUUCAAUUAUACGUACAUAUAUUGAAAUACCAUUGAUAUGUUUUAAUUCAGAAUGGAUUAUUAAAACAGCUGAAAUUAUUAUAAAUGAUAAUAAUGAAAAAAUUUUAAUUGGACAUUUUACAAGAAAAGAUGGUAGUGGAGGAACAAAUAUUUGUUUAUGGAAUAUUCAAAAUGAUAUUGAUAGAACUUUUGAAAAUAAUUAUCGUACAUGUUAUUCAAUGGGUAUUGGAAAACGUGGUUUAGCAUUUAUUAAACCAAAUGAACCAUGUAGAAAAGAUGAAAGUUGGUCAAUACCAAUUAAUGAUGAUAAUCUUUGUCCUUGGAUAAUUAAUGAUCGUUUACCUUAUCCAAUUGGUGGUACAACACCAGCUAUUGGUCAUUUACUAUAUGAAAAUUUACUAGAAAGUUCUAGUGCCUUACAGAUAUAUUCAUUUGGUUCAUCAUAUGUUAUUUUUCAAGGUUUAACUAAUGGUACUUUUAAAUUGGGUCUAUUCGAUUUUGGAGUUCAUAUAAAUUGGGUUUAUUCAUAUCAACUAUCUACACAAUCACCAAUACUUUCAAAUGUUAUUUUUGAUAACAAGACAGAAAGUUUCUUUUUAGCUUCACAAUCAAAGAUCUAUCGUAUAUCAUUUUCGGGUGAUUGUACAUCACGUUUGUCAUGUGAUGAAUGUUUAUCUUCAUCAAAUAAUCCUUUAUGUGGUUGGUGUACAUUAAAUCAACGAUGUACAUUGGCUAAUAAUUGUCCUUUGAAUUCCUGGCAACAAGAAAGUAAUCAAUGUACACAUAUUGUUAAUGUUCAACCAUUGAGAGCUUCAAUUGACAAUAGUCAAUGGAUUAAUCUAACUUUAACGAAAUUACCACAAUUAGAACAUAAUGAAAUCUAUCAAUGUAUUUUUACAAAUAAAAUAAUAUCGGCAAAUACACAAGCAAUUAAAUUAGAUCAUAAUCGUCUUUCGUGUCCCACGCCAUCAAAAAAUAUUCAUGUUCAUCAAGAUGCUCAUUUAAUUGUUCGUUUAUCAUUAAUAAAAUGGCCAUCAAAUAUUAGUAUUGCUACAAUAUCAGAAUUUACAUUUUAUAAUUGUUCAUCAUAUUUAUCAUGUGUAUCAUGUCGAACUGAAAUUGGAUGUCAAUGGUGUUCACAACGUUGUUCAUCAAUGUGUACAGAAACAAUUUCACAAUGUUCAUCAUUUGAUUUAUUAAAUUCGACAAAUAUUUUUCUUGAAUCAAAUCAAUCUAUUGAAAUUCCAUUAAAAUUUAAUUUUAUACAAUAUGAUAAUAGAAUUGAAUGUCGUUUAAAUGAAACAAUAUAUGGUAUAGUUAAUUCAAAUAAUAUUUGUUAUAUAACAAAAAUUCCACAAAUAAAUAAUGAAAAUGAACAAAUUAGUUAUUUAACUAUUUAUCAAAAUAAUAUUUUAAUUGGUAAUCCAAUAAAAAUGUUUAUUUAUCGUUGUGAUUUAUAUGAUACAUGUAAUAAAUGUAAUUUACGUUUAAAUUGUUUAUGGUGUCAAGGUCAAUGUUUAACUAAAUCAAUAAAUAAAUGUUUAAUAAAUGAACAAUGUACAUCAUUACGUAUAAAUGAUUUUUCACCUAAAUUAAUACCAUUAAAUGGAAAAACAAUAAUUAAUAUUUAUUUAAAUGAAUAUAUUAAUGAAAAAAUUCUUGAAAUUUUACUUUUUGAUAUACCAUGUUUAGUAAUUAAUUCAUCAAAUAUAAUACAAUGUCAAGCACAAUAUACAAAUUCAUCACGAAAAGGACAAAUAAGUAUUUAUUUUACAAAUUCAAUAUAUAUAUUAUCAAAAGAAUAUAUUGAAUUUUGUCAAUCAUCAAUUAUUUCUAUUAAUCCAAAUAUUGUUUAUGAAUUUGGUGGACAAAUUCUUCAUAUAAAUGGAUAUAAUUUAUUUAUUGGUAAUGAACAAAAAAUUUUUAUUGAUAAUUAUCAAUGUAUACAAAUAAAACAAACAUUAUUAAAUACAUUAUCAUGUCGUUUACCUUCAAUGAUAUCAAAAAUUUAUAAUAUAACAUUAAAAAUCGAUAAUCAAUUAAUAAAUAUUCAAGAUAAAUUAAAAGUAACACCAAAUCCAAUUGUUCAAGAUAUUGAUCCAACGACUAGUUUUGCAAGUGGUGGUCGUUUAAUAACUGUUCGUGGAAUGUAUUUUGGAUCAGCUCAAAUAAUCACGGUGAAAUUUUCUCAUAAAAAAUGGAAUGAAAAAUUAAAAAUAAAUUCUAAUGAUAUAUUAUCAACAGAAGAUGGAAUGAUUUCAUCAUUUUAUUUUCGAACACUAGGCAUUCCACCAUCAUCAAAUGAAUUUCCAUCACCACCAUUAGAUGUUAAUUUUUCAAUUUAUUUUGAUAAUUCAAUUAUUUCAUUAACAAAUAUAAUUCAAUUUCAUUAUAUUCCUGAUGUUUUAUUAAAUAUAUCAACAAUUCCACCAAUAUUACCUUAUACAGGUGAAGAAUUAAAAUUACAAGUAGAAAAUUUAACAGAAGCUGCAUCAAUGUCAGAUAUUCAAUUAUUUAUUGGAUGUUCAGAAUGUAAACUUAAAACAUUUACAUCAAAAGGUAUUACAUGUCAACCACCAACAAAAUUAAUAACAAACACAGCAAUUAUUCUUAAUAAUCAACAACAAAAAGAUGAUUGUACAUUAUUUAAUUCUUCAAUUGGUCCAAUACGUUUUCAUAUUGGUUAUCGAGAAUAUUUAAUUGGUUAUUUAUCUUAUACUCGAUCAUUAUCUAGAAAAUAUUCAAAUGUAACAAUAAUAUCUCUUAUAUUUGCUAGUUGUCUUUUAACAAUAUCAAUAUUAAGUCUUAGUUUUUAUCUAUUCUAUAAAUAUAAUGGAAAAUCAAAAUCUCAAAUAAAUUCUUUAUCUACUAAAAAUAAUGUUAAUCUAAAUGAAAAACAAUUUUGGUCAACUAAUACAUCUGCAUCAACAGCUCCUUAUUAUCAAGUAUAUGAACAAAUACCAUCUUUAUCAUCACAUGAUAAUACUUUAACACGAGCACCACUUCUUCUAUGUCCAUACUAUCAAGAAAAAUGUUGUACACCACCUAUUAUGGAACAAUUACAAAUGAGUUUAUCUUUUCUAACAACAAUAUCUAUAGAAGAUGAUCAAUUAAAAAAACUUUUAUUUAAAAAAGAUCACAAAUUUUCUUCAAUAAAAUAUCGUCCAUCAAUGGAAUUAUUUUAUGAUUUACUUAAUAUGAAACCAUUUUCACAAGCAUUUAUUGAUGAAUUAAUUAAAUAUAAUUCAAAUGAUUUAAUAGAAUCAUAUGUUUAUCUAUUUCGUUAUAGUUAUUUAAAUUUUAAAUUAUUUCCAUUAAAAAAUGAAAUUUUAUUUUUAAAAUUUUUUUCAAAUCUUUUUCUUCGAACUAAAAAUGAUUUAAUUAAUAAAUUUCAUUUAUUUGAUGAUUUUUUACGUAUAUUAAUUGAUUUAAUAGAUUCAUCACCAUGUGAUGAUUUAUUAAAUUGUUCAUCACGUUCAAUAUCAUCAUUAACAUUAUUAUUAAAUAAUAUUCCAUAUUGUUCAUAUGAAUUAAAAAUAAAUUAUGAAAAUUUAUUUCAUUUUCAUAUAAAUGUUCUUGAUUGUGAUACAAUAAAUAAAUUAAAACAAAAAAUAAUUCAUUAUUUAAAUUCAAAUGAAAAUACAAAUCGUUUAAUUGAAUAUAAUGAAAUUGAUUUAUUAAUACCAUUAUUAAAUUCAUAUUCAUAUACAGAUCAAAUUCCAAUGUUAAAAAAUUUUUUAAUAAAUUCAACAAUUUAUUGUCAAAAAAAACUUAUUAUAAAAAAAGAAAAAAAUAAUUUUCUAUAUCAUUUAUGUAAAGAAAAUCAAUUAAUUUAUGAUAAAAAUUUAAUUGAAGAAAAAUUAAAAGAAAAUAAAUAUCGUUUACAACAAAUUUUAAUUUAUUUUUAUCAACAAAUUAUAAAUGGUUUAGAUUUAUUUUUCAUUUUUGAUAAUGAAUCAAUUCAAGAAAAUAAUCAAAUUUUAUUUCAACAAUAUAUUCAAUUGGUCAGUGAAUUUAUUCGACGUUUAAAUCGUUUAAUGUUAUGUCGUUCAACUUGUCCAAUAAUCGAAUCAUGUUUAAAUGUUAUUGCAGAUGGAUUAGAAUUUAUAUUUGAUACUAAAACAGAAUUUUCAUCAGAAAUUAAAUUAUUAUUUAUGGAUGAUAAAAAAUAUUUUUCAUCAUUUAAUAAAAAUAAUUUUCAUAUUUCUUCAUCAAAUCAUAAUAAUACACAAUUUUCAUCAAAUGAUAUUCGCUCAAUAAUACUUAAUGAUGAGAUUGCAAUUGAAUCUCUUUUUAAACUUUAUCAAUUUUAUGAAUUAUAUAGUGAACCUAUUAAUCAACAUAUUGGAGAAAACCAUGUCAGUGUGUUGUUACCUGUUCAUCAUCUUCUUGUACAAAUUCGCCAAUUACUUCAGUCAGAUAAUACAACGCUCAUUUAA
Molecule: messenger RNA, 5163 nt
Organism: Rotaria sp. Silwood1
Lineage: Eukaryota; Metazoa; Rotifera; Eurotatoria; Philodinida; Philodinidae
Source: the annotation of a GenBank genome assembly